UAUGACGUCACAUCAAAACAACACAGACUCGCUCUUAUUGGACGACGCUGGAAAGUGACGCACUGCCUGAAGGUCCAAUGAGUCGCAGGAGGGCUCCUCGUCGCAUCUCUCACUCACAGAGGAGGGAUGCACCAACAGGGGGAGAGUGGAGGCAGAGGAACCAGGAGCAAUGGCGAGGCACGGACAAAGCCUGGGUGAGACGGGAGGUGGUGUGUGAGAGACAUGAGCAACAGGGGAAAGAGACAGUGCCCAGGGGGACCUGCCAGACCAUGUGCCCUGCUCAUGAGCUGCGGGUUCGUGAGACGCAGAACUGCCUGCACCGUUUCGAGAUGUUAGCAGGUACAGAAACAGAUCGACGGCCCAGUGGAGACUCCUUACGCGCUGUCAAGGAGUAUUCCAGACCAGCAGCUGGGAAAGACGCAACAAACCCCACUGACCUCCGUCCACCUGCUGUGUUGCUGAAAACUGUUUGUUACCUUAUUGAUGACAUUGCUGCUUCCACCAAUCUGCAUCCAUGGACUGAGGUGUACGGCUUUGUUUUUGAUCGGCUGCGUGGUGUGAGGCAGGACAUGAUUAUCCAGCGGGUGUCUGGUUCGGACUGUGUGUUAAUAUUAGAGCGAACAGUGCGUUUCCUCAUCUAUGCUUCUUAUCGUCUUUGUGGUGAGCCCCUGCGUCUCUAUGACCCACGUAUCAACGACACACACCUACAGGAGAAUCUAAGCUGGCUGCUGGAUUGCUACACAGCAGGAACAGAACAGCAUCCCAACCAGGAGGAGUUUGAAGCUCUUGGACUUCUUUACAACUUGGGUUCCUCUCGUGCCGUGCGUCACAUUAUGGAGCUCCCUGAACAGCUCCGCAGCACUCCCUCAAUCAGCCUUGCUCUGUCUAUCAACCGGGCUUUUCUGGAGCGAAACCCUGUGCGUCUACUCCGAUUUGCUCAGAGGUUGAACUUCCUGCAGAGCUGUGCGCUCCACCGGCACCUGGUGACAAGUCGUAGAGAUCUGCUGCACAUAUUCAGCCACGGAUACAGCAGCCGCAAUUGUCGCUUUCCUCUCGACAGACUAGCUCAGCUCUUGUUCUUAGACAAGUCGCUCACUGUCCAACUAUGCAUGUCUUACGGAGUGGCGGUUACCCAGGAUGACCAAGUGGUUUUCUCCAAGACUGCUUUCACUGAGCCGGAACAAGGGAAACUGCACUGUAAACUGUAUCACAACAUAGUGGCUGAGAAACAGAGAGACCUCACUGUCAGGAGUAUCAUUGAUGGUUGUUCUUGAGACAAAAGGGAGGUCAACUAGAAUGGCAAUCAGAGCGCAUACCUCCGCAAAGGCACAACAGUCCCCUCAAGUUCAAUCAAGCUGCACCAAAUAUCACACACUUAAAGAUUACAUUUUCAUCCAGAUCCAUGUGUUAUAGUGAAAUUGGUGAAAAUAUCAAAAAACGCAAGUCUAAAGAAACUUUAAAACCUUCUGUAUCAGCCCAUGUUCAAUCCUACCGCCAACUUUCGUGGAAAUGUGUUUGCUGAGCUAGUAAUACAAGCAAUGGUUUUUUGAGAUGGGGAUUUACCAAUUUAUUGGAGGACACUACCACCUUGCAGCUCUUUUUUUAAUUUAAUGGUUUCAUCACUUUACUAUGGAUCCCCUAAAGUCCUGAUUGGUGAUAUUUUUUAUCGUGUGCACAGAAGAUAAUAUCUUCUAAAAAUUUAUUUGAAAAAGAUGACUUUAAGUUAGGUUAGUAUCUGCAGAGUGAACUCAUAAACUGAAAUUUUAGUCAAUUGCAUGCAACAGAUAAAAAAAAUCACAAUUUGGUAAUUAGGAGGCUCCAUAUUUUACCCUUUUCCUUUUGUUGAAUUUCUGUCUUGGUGCUUCCUUCCAGAUUAUAUGUGGACAGGAUUAUUAUCGAGUGAUGGGUUUGUUGUAUACUAACUGAGAGAGGCUUAAAUCAGAAAAAUAAGUUCUCUCUUGGUUCAAAAUCUUGUUUUUUUAAUGUCAUCAUGUACUUGGGGCCCUGAAAGAUGUGAAUUGUUUUUAUGAUGUUACUGUGUUUAUUCAGUAUUUCACAAAACCUGCUGCAAACUCUACUGUGCAUUAGCGGUGGUUUAAUGCUGUACCUCAGAAUGUCAAUAAAUUUUGCUAUGAAAAA
This is a messenger RNA of Paralichthys olivaceus (Japanese flounder), 2139 nucleotides long. RefSeq names its product SAC3 domain containing 1 (gene sac3d1). Gene Ontology annotation, biological process: spindle assembly; centrosome duplication. Gene Ontology annotation, cellular component: spindle; nucleus; centrosome. The record is from RefSeq and is a predicted model, not a curated record. NCBI's taxonomy places the organism in Eukaryota, Metazoa, Chordata, Actinopteri, Pleuronectiformes, Paralichthyidae.